AUGACAUUAGAAGAAAUAGAUUUGGAAUCAGGAAAAGAUCAGGUUUUAGGAAACGUAAGGGAGGCAAUAAAGACGGGAGAUUGGAAGAAGUUAGAAAAAUCCAGAUUUAGGAUAAUGAGGGACGAAUUAUGUUGCUAUAAUAACAUUGUUUUAAGGGGAACGCGAAUAGUCAUUCCGGAAGCAUUGAAGCGAAUAACACUUCAGAUAGCGCACGAGGGUCACCCCGGAAUUGUGGCAAUGAAAAACAGAUUAAGAAGCAAGGUCUGGUGGGAUGGGAUAGACAGGGAUGCGGAAAGAACAGUAAAGGCGUGCAAAGGAUGUCAAUUGGUACAGGACACUGUAUCGCGACCACCGGUAAAGCGAAACGAAUUGCCCACAGGUCCGUGGGAAUCGAUUGCGUUAGACUUAAUGGGCCCGAUGCCGACAGGGGAAAACAUCCUAGUUGUAACGGAUUAUUACAGUAGAUACUUUGAGGUACAAAUUUUAAAAAGUACGACGACGGAUAAGAUAAUAGAGGUCCUUUUUGAAAUAUUUGCGAGGCACGGAUUUCCAAGCACGAUAGUUUGCGACAACGGACCUCAAUUUGCGAAUGAGCGAUUUAGGGAAUGGCUAAGUAUUAACGGGAUUAGGAUCGCGCAUACGGCACCGUACUGGCCUCAGGCAAACGGCGAGGUAGAAAGGCAGAAUAGAAGCCUUCUAAAAAGGUUGAAAAUUGCGCACGCGGAAGACAAAAAUUGGCGAGAAGAAAUUCAAAAAUUUUUAUUAAUGUACAGAUCCACACCGCAUUCAGUUACGGGAGG
This is a messenger RNA of Vollenhovia emeryi, 800 nucleotides long. RefSeq lists its product as uncharacterized. The transcript has a single exon. Gene Ontology annotation, molecular function: nucleic acid binding. The record is from RefSeq and is a predicted model, not a curated record. Gene Ontology annotation, biological process: DNA integration. The annotation marks the transcript as partial. NCBI's taxonomy places the organism in Eukaryota, Metazoa, Arthropoda, Insecta, Hymenoptera, Formicidae.